AUGCAAGGAAGCUCCAGCCAGGGUCCUGGCGCCGAGCAUGAAGACUUCCUCCAUUACAGGCAAAGCAAGGAUAUUGCCGAUUCGGCCUUUGGUCCUCUCCAACAUUCAAGCAUUCGUUCUCUACAGCGCAUUCUCGCCUUCACUUACUUGCCUUUAACUUGCGCUCCCGGGUUAUUGAGAAGGCAGGACCAUUGCGAAAAUAUCACGACUCCUCGAAAGCGAGUCAUCUCAUCCGCAGCCUCGCUUCACACAAUGAAUACUUUCUUUCCUCGAGUCCUCUCCCGAGGGCGCGCAAGCCUACCGCACGCGACGACUCGUCAACAGCUCAGCCAUUCUCUCCUACCUACCAUCCAUGCCGCCUUCCUCUCGCAGGCCGCCAUCACGCCCGCGCCCAAGUCAUCCCGAACCCACAGUCAACCGCCCCUUCCCCCUCCAUGUAAAUCUCCCGAGGAGCUCGCCAGGCUCUCGUACAUGGUCCGCCGUACGCCCUCGACCCAGCUGCCAAUCUACCGCCGAACCCUGUCUGGUGGCACUCGACAAGUUGUUGUGAUAAAGAAGAUUGACGGAGACAAGAGGAGAAUGCUGGAGGACAUUGUCGAGGCUCUGAACGUGUCCAAGGAGGAUGUCCGAAUCAAUCCUACAACCCAACACAUAGAGUUGAAGGUAAAGUCCCCCCCCGACCUCGACUCGAAUCUCGAUGUACUUACGCCUCCGCCAGGGGAAACAUUUCGACAAGGCCAGGGAGUGGUUGAUUGA
Drechmeria coniospora is the source of this 756-nucleotide messenger RNA. RefSeq names its product mitochondrial large ribosomal subunit L49. Gene Ontology annotation, biological process: translation. Gene Ontology annotation, molecular function: structural constituent of ribosome. NCBI's taxonomy places the organism in Eukaryota, Fungi, Ascomycota, Sordariomycetes, Hypocreales, Ophiocordycipitaceae. Bases 1 to 756 code for a protein of 251 amino acids. The transcript has a single exon. The record is from RefSeq and is a predicted model, not a curated record. Gene Ontology annotation, cellular component: mitochondrial large ribosomal subunit; ribosome.